This is a messenger RNA of Ostreobium quekettii, 912 nucleotides long. The record is from the annotation of a GenBank genome assembly. Lineage: Eukaryota; Viridiplantae; Chlorophyta; Ulvophyceae; Bryopsidales; Ostreobiaceae.
AUGGGGUUCGCCUCAGCGCCUCCGGCGCCGCUGAUUGGCGGCGGGGCCGAGUGGCAGCGGGCCGGGCGGCCUAUCCACCUGCAGGCCCACUCAGUGGCGGAGUGGAAGGACGGAUUGUCGGAGGCGAUGCAAUCGAUGCCCGCAGAUGCCGUGCAGCAGCUGCGCCUGCUUCCAGUGAACGAGUGGAAGGCGUUGGGACAGCUGCAAGUGGCCGGCUUCGCCACAAAGGCGGAACACGACGCCCAAAGGCACCAAGAAGGGCAAAGCUGGGACACCAGGCAGAGCGAAGGCGACGGCCGCGGCCCUGGAGUUCGCCUCCAGUCGCCUUGCAGGCCCGAAGGCAACGGGCCGGCCUUGCCGUCGCAAGGCGAACCCAGGCAGUGUGUCCUGUGCGGCGCCUCCAACACCCCGCAGUGGAGGAACGGACCGGCAGGCCCCCGGACUCUGUGCAAUGCUUGCGGAAUUAGGAUGCACAGGCGCAGCGCGAGGGAGAGCGGCGGAAAGCCAGAGAAAAAGGUGGUCACAAAGCGCAAACUGAGCGAUGCCCAGCCCUUCUUCAUCUUCCCCUCGCGUGGCACCGCCAGCGAGCCACAGCAAAUCCAAGGCCCAAAGCAGGUCUUUGGGGCGCACCCGGUCUCGGCUGCGCCCACGUUGCACAACCGCCUGCCCGCCCCGAUAGUCUUGUCAUGCGCUUCGGCGGACGCGAAGAGGCUUCGCGUCAGAAACGGGGCUGUCCCGGUGGCUGCCAGGUCCGCCGACGGCGGGGAGGCGCGUGUGGGAGAGAAUGCCAGAACGGCAGAGUCCGGAUGGGUCCUGCGCGAAGAAGGGAAGCCCGUGCAGGAAGAGGCCUUCGGGGGAUGGCUGCCGGGCUUGGAGAUGUCGGCAGAGGCUGAGCGGCGCCCAAAGCGGCAG